Engraulis encrasicolus (European anchovy) is the source of this 822-nucleotide messenger RNA. It is a transcript of the gene tma7, whose product is annotated as translation machinery associated 7 homolog. NCBI's taxonomy places the organism in Eukaryota, Metazoa, Chordata, Actinopteri, Clupeiformes, Engraulidae. The record is from RefSeq and is a predicted model, not a curated record. The coding region runs from base 100 to 294 and encodes 64 amino acids. The transcript has 4 exons.
GCUGCUACCCUACAUCCGGUUGAAGGGUCCUGAUAGCGCGGACUUGGAAAUCGACGAGAAGUUGUGUGUUAGCUAGCCAGUGGCCUGAUAUCUGUAAUAAUGUCUGGAAGAGAAGGAGGAAAAAAGAAGCCCCUGAAGGCACCCAAGAAAGCUUCAAAAGAUAUGGAUGAUGACGACAUGGCGUUCAAGCAGAAACAGAAGGAGGAUCAGAAGGCUAUGGAGGCCCUGAAGGCCAAGGCUGCAGGACAAGGACCUCUAACGGGUGGUGGAAUCAAGAAGUCUGGGAAGAAAUGAAGUGCUGUGUGAAGACGUGUUACAAGACUGGGGAAAACCUCCCCAGGGAAAUCUCCCCCUUUUUAUUUGGGUCCACAUUUGGAAUAUAUUUUUAAUACAAAUGACUGGAGUAUUACAUGCCUCUUGGAAUGAUGAGCUUUAGAAAUAAAAUUGUUGCCAUGGAGUGAAGUUUCACUUCUGUAAGGGUAGUUGACGUAAUUCAUUAUCAUUCAGUAACAGCAUGGGUCUAGUAGUAGCAAAUGUCCGCACAUUUAAUUGUAAUAACAGCAGUGGACCAGCACCGGCGGUUUUAUUUGUCCCCCUUCCUGGGCAUCCUUAGUGCUCCAGCUUAGCCAUCUGCAUUCUCAGCAUCUGAAUCUCCAAGUUCAGCUUCUCUCGCUCCAGCAGGAGAUUGCCUCUCUUUAUUUCCUGUAUAUCCUCCCGCCACUCCUUAGUGUUCAGCAGCUUGCUCUUGUCCACCGCACUCACUUUCCCAGAACCUAAGAACAGAGAAAAUAAAUAACAACAAAAUAAAAAACACUGAAUUUU